AUGAGUGCCACCCCUACGCACCCACUCGGCGCCGAAACAGCCGCAGAUGUUCAAAGCAUAUCGGCAGCGCCCUUGCGGGAAGCUGACGCUACUUCUUUGGGGCUGAUGUGGACACGGGUCGGUAUUUUGGCACUUGUCACAGCGUUUUCCUGGAUCACGAUCUCGUACUGCUCGCAUGUGUACUUCGACCGUGACUCGGCGUUUCACAACGCCCUCGAAUGUUCGGAGCGGGUACUCAAACAUCAUGAGAAGAGCAACUGGUUGCUGAACGGCACGCUGCUCGGUUCCACCCGACUUGGUCGUCUUGUGCUGUGGGAUGCAGACCUUGACAUUGGGGUCUUGGUGCCGUCUCCAAGCUCUUUCGACGCCGCCUCUGCUGCGCUGGACGAGGAGUGUUUUGGGCACAGGUCUAUUGUGAAGAAGGGUGCUCUGAACUCUGACUUACGAAUCUGGCGCAAGUGCACGAGCCGCAUCUGCGCCGAGUUUUACGAGACGACUCUGGUAAGCGGCACAGCCAAGACCGGCGAAGGACAGUCGAAAGAGUCGGAUCUGUUUCCGCUGAAGUCGUGCACUGUUUCUGGCGUUCACGCAAAGUGUCCCAACAAUGCGCCGUUUUACCUCGCGCAGGCGUACGGGCAGGACUGGCUGACAAUCCCUCUCAUCAAGCUGUUCUGA
This is a messenger RNA of Leishmania mexicana MHOM/GT/2001/U1103, 675 nucleotides long. RefSeq lists its product as hypothetical. The transcript has a single exon. Bases 1 to 675 code for a protein of 224 amino acids. The record is from RefSeq and is a predicted model, not a curated record. NCBI's taxonomy places the organism in Eukaryota, Euglenozoa, Kinetoplastea, Trypanosomatida, Trypanosomatidae.